Carya illinoinensis is the source of this 1870-nucleotide messenger RNA. Its product is annotated as serine carboxypeptidase-like 33. Gene Ontology annotation, cellular component: vacuole. Gene Ontology annotation, molecular function: serine-type carboxypeptidase activity. The record is from RefSeq and is a predicted model, not a curated record. Bases 243 to 1706 code for a protein of 487 amino acids. The transcript has 10 exons. Gene Ontology annotation, biological process: proteolysis. Lineage: Eukaryota; Viridiplantae; Streptophyta; Magnoliopsida; Fagales; Juglandaceae.
GAUUAGUCUGAAGAAUGCUAAUUUGCACCCCCAAAUACAUCAGUGUAAAUGAUUUUGGCAUUUCUGUCCACCAUAAUCGACGGAAUAAUACUCCUUUAGAUCAGAUCAGAUCCUCCCCACCCAUUUUCUUAUAUUCAAAGUCUUGAAGUGUGUGUAUAUACAUAUGUAAUCAUUUCCUGAUCUAGAUAUUUAUACACACGUCUGUCUACCAGUGGGAGUAAACGCAAAGCUUGUCAACAGAGAUGGCCAAUCCGCUGGUUUCAUAUAGAUGUCUCUUUCUGAUCUCUCUCUUCUCCAUGUCCCUCUUUCUUGAUGAUCAUUCCAUGCUAACCUACAUUAAAGCAUCAGAAGAUAAGUAUCCACAAUCCCAGGAAUCUGACAGAGUAAUAAAAUUACCAGGCCAGCCUCCCAGCCCACCAAUCUCCCAGUUCUCAGGUCACAUCAAUGUCGAUCCAGGAAAUGGGAGGGCCCUCUUCUACUGGUUCUUUGAAGCUCAGUCUCAGCCGUCCAAGAAGCCUCUACUUCUCUGGCUUAAUGGAGGACCUGGAUGUUCCUCAGUUGGGUAUGGUGCAGCUGUGGAGUUGGGACCUCUUAGAGUGGACAAAAAUGGAGUUGGCCUUCACUUCAAUAAAUAUGCUUGGAAUAAAGAAGCCAACCUAUUAUUUGUGGAGUCGCCGGUUGGAGUAGGGUUCUCUUACUCCAACACAUCUUCUGAUCUCACCAAAGCACUGGAUGAUGGCUUUGUGGCUGAGGAUACCUACAACUUCUUGGUGAAUUGGCUGCAAAGAUUUCCACAGUUCCAAACCCAUGAUUUCUUCAUCGCAGGAGAGAGCUACGCAGGCCACUACGUUCCACAACUCGCGGAGCUUGUGCAUGACCGGAACAGGGAUAGAACUAAAUACCCGAUGAUAAAUCUUAAAGGUUUUAUGGUAGGAAACCCAGAAACUGAUGAUUACUAUGAUUCAAAGGGUUUUCUCGAAUAUGCUUGGAGCCAUGCUGUCAUAUCAGACCAGCUCUAUGACACGGCUAAAACAGUGUGUGAUUUUAAGAGCUCCAACUGGUCUAAUCAAUGUAACAAUGCCAUAGGCCAAGUCUUUGAAAAAUAUGCAGAGAUUGACAUCUACAACAUUUACGCCCCUUCGUGUCUCCUCCUCAACAGCAAUUCUUCAUUGGCUCAUAGCAGCAGGCCGAACAGCGUCCAUUCACAGGUGAAUAAUCAAGGGUUGAGGAGGUUGAGAGUUUUAGGAGGCUAUGACCCAUGUUUUUCCACAUAUAUAGAAGAGUAUUUCAACAGGGUAGAUGUUCAAGCAUCCAUUCACGCAAACAAAGGAAGAGAUUCUAGUACAAAAUGGAUGGUCUGCAGUAAUUAUAUCACAUACAAUAUCACCGUCUAUUCUCUCCUGUCCACCUACACCAAACUCAUCAAGGGUGGCCUCAAGAUAUGGAUUUACAGUGGGGACACAGAUGGCAGAGUGCCAGUCAUUGGGUCACGAUACUGGAUUGAGGCUCUUUCACUUCCCCUCAAAUCUCCUUGGCGUUCUUGGUAUCACAACCAUCAGGUUGGAGGGAGGAUAGUGGAGUAUGAAGGCAUAACAUUUGUGACAGUGAGAGGGGCAGGUCAUUUGGUACCUCUCAACAAGCCUAGUGAAGCUCUUUCCCUCCUUCACUCUUUCUUGACUGCUCAACCUCUCCCUACCCAUACAUGACCUUUUCACUUUUUUAUUCUAACAAAGGAUUUUGAUGAUCCUUUCCAGCUUGGAUCAAAUCAUGUAUAAGAUGUAACAUCAUGUUGUUGUUGUUGUGAGCCAUUACCAGAUAGCAAAAGAACUUCACUUUUGCACCAAUCAAAAGCUGACACGUUGUGUUUUAA